This is a messenger RNA of Acytostelium subglobosum LB1, 870 nucleotides long. RefSeq lists its product as hypothetical. Lineage: Eukaryota; Evosea; Eumycetozoa; Acytosteliales; Acytosteliaceae. The transcript is spliced from 2 exons. The record is from RefSeq and is a predicted model, not a curated record. Bases 1 to 870 code for a protein of 289 amino acids.
AUGGUGAUAUGUUCACAUUGUUCAGUGUUGUUACACAAUGGACAUAUAUUGGAGAAUGUCGAUAUCAUCAGGAAGUUGAUCGCUGAUAACAAAUAUGACAGGUUCCCAGAGCGUCUAACAACUCUAUGUCAUCAGAUGAAACAUUUGACUACUACUUAUCAAUCCUUGGACAAGACUAGCAUGGCCAUGUCUGAGCAGUUCAGAAAGAUGCAUGAGUUGCUCGUCAUUGAGGAGCACCGUAUCAAGUCGCCCAUCAUCGAGGAGAUGAAGCGAACUGUCGAUGUGAUCAAGUCAAUCAUGAAGGAGGUCGUCCAUCUCGCCAACAUACAACCGACCGAGAACCCCAGCGCAUCGCCAGAGGUGGUGGUACGUGACGUCGAGGAAGAUGACCAAGACAUCAAGGUCGUUGAAGAGGCAAACGUGGACGACAAACCAGAGGACAUGACCCUGUAUGCACAGCCAAAGCAAUCAAUUCUUGAUAUUACAGACAGUGAAUUGUUUUAUGCCAUACAGAGAUGUGAGAAACAAUCACAGACGUUGCGAUAUGCUCCCACCAAGUUGCUUCGUGUCGAGAUUGAUGAAUCCGUGACAGACCUCAUCAAGAAGAGCAUCGAUACAUGCUUCACACUCGUUGACUCCCACAAGUACCACAGCCAUUAUGUAGUCGUGGCGUCAGACACAUGCACCCUUGUCAACUUGACCAACAACACACCAGCUGCCACAUUGGUAGGAUACAAGACAAGGACAAAUGUCGUCCACUCAACAGUAUACGCCGCAACAACAUUUAUGUGUUUGGUGGCAAGGAACUCCCCAACUCAUAUGCCAGGUUCUCACUUCCAGAACAUCAAUGGUUCAAUGAUAUACCAAUGA